Molecule: messenger RNA, 6089 nt
Organism: Ostrinia furnacalis (Asian corn borer)
Lineage: Eukaryota; Metazoa; Arthropoda; Insecta; Lepidoptera; Crambidae
Product: acyl-CoA:lysophosphatidylglycerol acyltransferase 1-like
Exons: 4
Coding region: 79-693 (204 amino acids)
Biological process (GO): phosphatidylinositol acyl-chain remodeling
Cellular component (GO): endomembrane system; endoplasmic reticulum
Molecular function (GO): acyltransferase activity
Source: RefSeq, a predicted model, not a curated record
AAGGCCAACCGGGAAAGGUCCCUCGAAGAUCUUCGGCAGCACAUCCACAGAUACUACGUGCCGCUCGGUCGACAGUUCAUGGUUCUGUUCCCGGAGGGAGGCUUUUUGCACAAACGGAGAGAAAUCAGCCAAAGGUUUGCUGAAAAGAACAAUUUACCAAAGCUGGAGUACGUGUCGCUGCCACGAGCUGGUGCCAUGAAGGUCAUCAUGGAGGAGAUUGGCCCCAACAAGAAUAACAUUGCUAGCACCUCUAAGGAUAAUUCUAAGAAAGACGGAAACUUCAACCAAAGUAUCUCGCCCAAGAUCAUCGACAACAAGAUAGGGGACAGCAUCGAGUGGAUCCUGGACCUGACCAUCGCCUACCCUGACAGGGUGCCGCUGCAUCUGCAGGACGUGGUCUGCGCCAUCAGGCCGCCCUGCACCACGCAUUUACACUAUAGGUUAUAUCCUAGCAGCGAGGUACCUACAGAUACUGAGGGCAUGACCAACUGGCUCUACGACAGGUUUAUAGAAAAAGACAAGAUGUUAGAAGAGUUUUACCGCACGGGCAGUUUCCCCUCAGGUUCUAAUACCAACGUCUGCAGAACUGUCAGACAGGACAACCUUAGGUACCUGAUUCUCCACCUCUUCUUCAUAGCAUCUACCUUCAUCCAGUACAAGAUGUUCUGUGGGUUACUUGAGCUUGUCUGGUAACAAAUUUGAAGUUGGUUAGUCGUGAAACAAUUUUGUAUCUUUUGAUAAAUCUCUAGCUACCGUUUUGUGUUUAAUAGUCUUAGUUACGAUGAUAUCAUUUCUAGAUUUUAUAAUAAUAUGCAUUUCUUAAUUUAUACGUUCUGGACCAGUUUUAGUCGUAUUUUCUUCAUUAGUGUCAUUGUUAGUGUAUGAUAGUCGUAGAGAAUUGCUAAAUGGAACAACAAAAACUCUUUCUACCUCAAUUAAACUUACAAGCCCUCUUUCCUGAAGUGUAGAACCUGUAUUGUUAAUGUAUCAUUAGCACCAGUGAUAAUAAUUUAGUAAGUUAUAUUCGAUCAUAGACAAUUCUUCUCAAAUUAUAAUUUCACGACUAACCAACAAUAGUUUUCAUUGAAGACGGAGUUAGCAGCAAUGGUUCUAAUGCUUUACAUCCAUUGAUUGUUUUGCUUCCUACCUUUUUUUAAAUACUUUGUUUUUUUUUUUUUCAAUUUACAUCAAUAACUUUGCAUGUCUUUAACAUAGUAACGCAUUUAGUCUAUGAUACACUUGGCUAAGCAACGUUUACUUUAUUAACUUGGUAUGCUUAAGUCACUAUAGUAGGAUUUGGAGUCCUGCUGACUUUGCCAUAGCAAAAACAAUCAAUGGUGAAAGCAAAUUUUGCACUCAUUCUAAGGUGCGUGGCGAAGUACAUUUUUUAAUUUUAGUUUCUUUUCCUAGGCUUAGUUUUUUGUUACGUUACCUCGUUGACAUAUCGCGACGGCUUAGUUGGUGCCGGUUUUGGCGCGGUGUUUAGGUUAGUGUAAGUUCACUUUCUAAUUGUGAGUGCCGUGAAGCGAUACACGAUCAGUUUUAUAUUGUUCUACGGAAUUUGUUACAUCUGUUUCCUGAUCGCUUUGAAUUUUAGCCUUAUUCUAAACGGGGUUGACAUCAAAGUUGAAUGCAGAACGUUUCUUUAUAACUGCUUUGCUUUGGAAACCACCCAAGAUUUUUGAACACGAGUCUAUAUACCCUUUAUUAUUACUUUUCACAUCUGUAGUACUUAAUAAUACACCUGAUACUUUAACUUUGAACUCGAUUUAUGUAAUGUCCUUCAGCUGAUCGUGUGUACUGUGCUUUUCGGUGUAGGUAUGUGUUAAUCAAAGCGUGCUGUGACAUACAAGUCAAUAUAUAAGUAAUUCUAACAUAGGUAUUGUGCUUGCGUCGAACCAAAUUUUGAUCCCUUGUGACAAUAAAAAAUGUUACCCUCCUAUGCAGUCGGAUAGGAAAUAGUCGAGCCCUUUUUAUCUUUCACCUUCACUUCCAAAUUCUAUUUAAUCAGAUUCGCUUCGAAGUUUGGAUUCUUAUAAUGGAAUUCUUUUUGGAAUUGCGCGUCAAUUCUUGAUUGGAAUUCUGAAUAGUUAGGUACUCUCCAGUUACGGUGCUUAUGGAAUUAUCAAUUUUCAAAUGACGUGUGUAAGUAAAGUCUUAUGUAAGUAGAAUUAGGUGCUAUUUUCCAACAAAAGUGUAAAGUUUUAUGAGAUUUCCUUUACAAGAGACUAUCAUUACCAGCAUUUAAGUUUAUGACUGAUAAAGAUCCUCCUCCUUUUUUGAAGUCGGUUAACAAAACUACCUAUUAUUUUAAAUCUGCAUCUUCGGUGAAUGAUUCUAAGUGAAAUAUUACAUAUACAGGUACAUUUUCUUUACUGCACACGUUUAAUUAUUUUUCAAAGCAGAUUGUCUUUUUUUAUGAUCUUCGAGUCGGGGCCAUACAUGUGAACUUUAAACUAGAGGUAUAAUUUACAGAAAAAUCACCGUAGCUGGAUAGAAAAAUAAGGUUUCACCAAACCUCUAUCAAUGUCUAAAUUAGAAUUAAGUCACUGUAAUACUAAGAAUUAAAAAUAAGAAGUGCGUUUUUUUAUCGUUCCUUUACAUGAAUAUUGUAAUGUACAGUUAUUCAGAUGUGUAUAAAUGGUGUAGUUUUGUGGUGGAACAUAAAUACAAGAUAAUGCCAAACAUAUUUGCCGCAAGUGCCUAGGCUUAUUGGUUCGUUAAAGGCUUACCUUUAAUUUGAGAAUUAGCAAAUAACUAGGGAUCGAUUCUAAUGUCAUAGAUAAUGAUUGCUUUUGUAAUAAAACUAAAUUGUUGCAAAAUUUUCAUUCAACAUCCAAUUAGAUUUUUACUUCUUCUUCUUCUUAUCGUGUCGAAAACAAACCUACACAGUGUCAGCCCAGAACUCCGCUACAAGAGUGGCGUUGUCAGCAGCAUUCAUUAAAUCCUCCUGCGUGCCGUAGCUCGCACAUUUGUACUGUUUUAAAAUCUAGAAGAAUAUUAGGUAUCUAUUUUGUCAAUGAAAAAAAAUCCAAAAAAGCGUGACGUUAAUGAAAUAGUUUUCCUGCAGAAAAAAUAUUUGUCUUACUAUACAAACCUAUGUGUUUCAUGUGGAUACGAUAUUUUAUUUCAAAAACUAUUAUCAAAAUUUUUGUUAAUUAUUGCUACUUAGUGAAAUUUAUGGUUUUCAAAUUAUAUCUAUCGCCUGAGAAUCGAUCCCCAGAAACGAGUGAAAAUACAAAACGGUUGGAUGUUGUGAGAGUUUACUCAUAAAUGUUUGUAAAAAGUGAACGCUUUCAAAGUGUGUAAAAUUUAUAUUACAUAAUAUAAUAAUAAACAAAUUGUAAUAAUAAUAAGCUAUACCUAAGGAACCGUACUAUGUAUUCGUGGAGUUUGAUGCGGAGCCUGAUGCCUGUUUCAGCUCUUACUGAUAAAGUCACUGAUAGCUUACGAGGAACUUAUCUGUCAGAUAAAAUACUAAGUCUUGGACACAGAAUAUCUGGCAGAUAAAGUCACUGGGAAUCUUCAACCUUCAUUCGUUAGAUAGCAUUGUAUUUCAUAUCUUUAUUAGGAAUAAGCUGAAAACUUGAGUUCCGCAACAAACUCCGCGUAUGCAUGUAAGAAGUAGUAAAAUUUUCGAUCACAUUCUGGCGUAUUAUAAGGAAAUAUAUUAUUUAAAUUGUAAAUCAAUAGGAGUAAAAUAUUUUUAAACAUGGGUUCGUUUUAGAAAUUCCGUAGAAACGUGAUGAAUUUAUCACAUCCGACCAAGUUCCUUUUUUGUCCAAAACUUGUGCCUUUUUCAAUGAAAGUAGCUUUUUAACCGUUUUCGUGCAUCCCAAUUAGAGGAAUAAUUUAAAACAGUUCUUAGAUUUUUCUGUAAAUAACAUUUUACCUAUAAAACACUCUGUACUCACAUAAUCUUUGAUACUUUUAUCAUAAAAUGAACACAGAAUAUUUAGCGUGUAUAUUUUAGCACAGAACAUCUAUCACACACAGACUAAAAAUUUUGUUUCCAUUAAAAAUCAUUUCCAUCAGUUGUAAAAAAAUGAAAUUUUAUGUCAAAGCAGGGACUUAAAAAUGUGUAACCAAUACAAAAUAUUGAUUAAUGCAUUAAUUAAAAUUAAAAAUAAUUGUAAGUACCUAAUUGAAUGAAUUUGAGUGAGAAUUAUUGAACAUUUGAUGUCAUUAUCAUAUUAAGUGUAUAGUGAUGUAAUGUCACGAUUAAAUUAACGAUUUUUUUUCUAUACAUCAUUGAGUUAGGUAUGUACUAGAAUGAGUGACUACUUUUAAGUUGUUAUUUUCUUUUACUUUGAGUUAAGUUUGUCAUUUUAAACCUAAGUUGUAGCAGACUUUUGUUAUGCUUUCAGUGGUAGGUAUGUACAUUAACGAGCUGUGCGUUUUUUUAUUUGCUUUUAGUUUUAAUUGCUUAAUGUCGAUAUUGUCAAAUGGCAUGAAAUGUCAGUUUUUGACAACGGUAUUACCAUUUUGACAGCAAAUGACGCUUUCGACUCAGAUCUUAGACGUUUGAUGUUCAAAUACUUAAAAGAUAUAACUAGGACCAUUUUAGACAUAUAAAAAUAGUGACACCAGUGAUUCGCGUGAUUUUCACAAUAUCGCGAUGUGUUUAAACAUAAGUCAGUUUAUAUGACAUAAGAAAAACAGGUAAUAAUUCUGUCAAAUGUGUAAAAAAAAAUCUUACGUCUAUGGUCUUAUAAAGCUAUUGAAGUCAAUGCGAUGCUGUUGUACCCACUAUGAGCUAUAUUAGUUUAUAUGUUGUUAAACACUGGAUUUUGUAUGUGAUCCUUUAAACAGUGAUUAAGGUUCGGUAUCCUGAGUAAACGAGUGUGAUAGGAAAUGUAAAUCAUUGAUACAGUCAUAGCAAAUAGUGGAAAUUGCAAUGCUAAAUGUAAAAAAUGAAAAUUAAUAUAAAUAGGAAUUAGGUUAAUAUUAAAAUACGAAUUUAUUAAUACAUAGCCAUCUAUAAUAUAAUUUCAUUACUUACAAAAUUUCUGAAAUACUCUAACACACUAAUAUUUCCAUUUCCAUUACUCAAUAGCAAUCCCAUUUUUAUUUUUGGUUUUUAAGGUAAAUUCAAAAUAUUUACUAAUAAUUAGGUAAGUUUUUUUAAGUUAUUCCAUUUUUACGAUGACUGUAUCAGAAUCAUUAAUUUGGAAAUUGCCAAUUAUGUUACUGUCUCAUAUAAAUUGAUUGUGUUUACAUUUUUGGCCAUUUCUGAUUGGAUGAAACUUUAGUUAGAAUGUUUUUGAAACAAAAUUAAAUGUUAAUCAUUAGCCAGAUCGUGUCAAUGUCGGUCUAAUGAAAGUCCUAAAUGUAUUUUUAAUGUUGCAACAUCAAUUAAUUUCCCAACGUGUUUUCAAUUAUGUAGGUAUUCAGCGAAUCAGAAAUCAGAUAUUUAUGAAAAUCGGCCCCGACUCAAAUAUCUGUAUUUCCUUUGAUAUUCGGUGGAAAUAAUCGGAUAAUGUGUGUUUACCAUUUUAUACUUGAAGUAUUUUGAUCCGAUUGAUCCGAAUUAUAUGCGUGUCUAUCAAAACAUUUUUUGUGUUAAUUGAUCUAUUCACAUCAUGCGCGUGGAUUUUGGUAUAAUUGGAGAAAAAUCGUAUAGAUAGGUACUUAAUUAAAAUAUCACACUUUCAGGAUAUAAUUUGGUAUAUAAAUAAUCCGUUCUCAUGAUGUGUGUAGAGUUUUAGGUGUGAAAUCAAACGGCAUCAAGAUUUGGCACUUACUUAGAUACUUUAUACUACUACUUUAUAGUUAGGAGAUCAUUCUAGUCAGACUAGGCGUAUUCCUACAUUGUUUGCCUACAUUUUCCAAUAAACCAUUGUAUAAACGCAUCUGAAACAUUUUAAAAAGCUUUAUUAUUUCACUUCGAUGCACCAAUUUUUUGAAAUAAAAUUUUAUGUAGGCAUUAAACUUGCGUUUCAAAGGAGUGCGCCUUCUGUACUUGUGUCAUGCUAAUGUUACUCUGUGGCCAGUUUCGAUGCCGUUUGGACCUGCAUUCGCUUAGCUGUACAUAUUAUACUUACGGACAUGUCCACUGUUUGUCAAUAAAGCACGUUUGUGGCACUUAA